Messenger RNA from Cryptomeria japonica (Japanese cedar), 528 nucleotides. RefSeq lists its product as uncharacterized. Bases 1 to 528 code for a protein of 175 amino acids. NCBI's taxonomy places the organism in Eukaryota, Viridiplantae, Streptophyta, Pinopsida, Cupressales, Cupressaceae. The transcript has a single exon. The record is from RefSeq and is a predicted model, not a curated record.
AUGGAGGAGCAGGUGGCUCACAUUAAAGAGAAUUUGAUGGCCGCAUGGGAUAGACAAAAGAUGUAUGUGGAUGCACAUCGAGUGGAAAAGCAGUUUUUUGUUGGUGACAGGAUGAUUCUAAGAGUUCGCUUGCGAAAGAGUCUGAUCUGUUAUGUAAAAGGCUCUAAGUUGGUGCCUCAGUUUGUUGGACCUUUCAAGAUUCUGGGGCAGAUUGGUCAUGUGGCUUCUCGCCUUGCCUUGCCACCUAGCUUGUCCCGCAUCUAUAAUGUCUUUCAUGUGUCUAUUUUGAGGUUGUAUCAUCUUGAUAUUUCACAUGUACUUGAUUGGAAUGCAUUGCAGGUCAAGGAUGGGCAGCUUUCUUUGGAGCCCAUGUGCAUUCUUCAGUGUAGAAAGAUAUCCCUUAGAGGUCAAGGAAUAGAGUUGGUAAAGGUCCAAUGGGACCCAAAUGAUGAUUCAUCAACUACUUGGGAGGAUACAAUGCAGAUGAGAGAGCUAUACCCCUAUUUGUUCUCAGGCUUUCAGGAGUAA